AAGUCAUAUUGGGCCUUGGACGAUACUGGAAAAGGGUAAACCCAAGCGAAUGGUCACAGCUCUCACUGUCGUAAUGCUUCCAAAGUUGUGUGUUGGGCGAUGGCAAAAGGAGCUGUCGUUACCCUAGAAAAAAAUUUCAAAAUGUCUAAAUGUGGUUGGUGUCUUCGCCGCUUUCUAUUCCCACUCCAUUGUCAACUCUGCUUUCAUAAUUUUUAUUUUGGAUUGAUAUUCUUUAUCGAGAUUAACCGUGUGACUACCAGAUGUAGACAUAAUCGGAUAGGAUUUCUCAAGAAAAACGCACUUGAAAGUAGGACAAAGGAAAGUUUUCACUAUUAGUGAUGGUGCUGACCAACUAGUGCGCCACAACACCUGUGAAUGCGCUUAUUCAACAGUGCAAUUAUAUACCUUUGCAAAGUACGACGAAAGUGUAUAAUCUUAAGAAUGUGAAGAGGAAAAAAGGGUAGGUGGUGAUAAAAGGUCGGUAAAAGAUCAAUACUUUGAUAAGGAUUUUUGGGUGGGGAAAAGUGUUUUAGUCUGCGUGGACAUGAAUCGUUACAUAAAUGUUUGCAUGUUGUAUUUUUUCUUAAGUUGAGAAUAGUUAUCAAGUAACUUGUCACGUUCUUUUUACUUUUAGAACUUCGCCUUGGUAUUCGAUGAAUUUUAAGAAUGAAAAAAUUCGAAUAUUCCCGCCAAAUCCUGCUUAUGCAGCCAUCUAUCGGGUAUGAUGUGCUGCAACCCAGAGACGUCUGCCAUCUAGCGCCUCGGGGAGCAGGUGGAUCAUUUUCUACGUUCAUUUUAGUUACUCAGGUUAUUGAUGUUUUAUUAUUUAACUAAUUUUAAUCAUUGAUAAAAGUACCAUUAAGUAUACCAGAAGUAGCAAAGGGGAUAUCCUUUGCGCGGAAAAGCUUGGUCUCCGCAUGUUAAAUUCCAUAGAUUAGGCGUUGUUAUUGUUUAGUACAAAUCGCCAGCAUGAUCCGUCAUAACUCCAUGCUAAAAACAUGGCAGUUUUUUGGCUGACAUUAGCGCCAUGCUACACUGGGGAAAAAGAUUUUAUCUGUUUUCCAUCCCUUUUUGAAAUCUCAGAAGCGUAAUUUGGGUGCCAUUUUUCAAUUUCUUCAUGGUACUUUUAUAAAGUAUACAAGGAGUAGUAACGCCUGCAAAACAACUUGAGCUACGCAUAUUGAACUCCAGAGAUGGCGUUUCCAAAUCGCCAGUACGCUCCUAUAUUUCAUCAUUUUAGCCGCCAGAGUGAAUUGCGAUCUUAUUAACAGAUGGCACUUUUCUAUGUAUCAAGACGUCAAGACAAUGUACUGGUGAUUUGGUACUGAGCCCAACGCCAUCUAUGGACCGCAACAUGCGGAGCUCUUCCGCGCAGAGGGCACUGCCGUUAUUACUCCUACUUCAUGCUACAACGUAAACAAAUUGCAGACGACAUUCAGUUAGUUUUUGGACAUGUGACCUAUGUUUCAAAUGAAACUAUCCCAGUGAAACAUUAGUGGCAAAUUUAAAUAAUUUUGUCAUCUCGGAAUUUAUUAUUGAAGUUUGGAACUGUUACAUCCACGUGUUAAAGAAUAAGUGGUCAGUUUUUUAGAAAUACGUUGAAAAAAGAAAAUUAUUCUCAUGUGCAAGCAUAAAUUUCGUACGGCAUAAUUUCAACAAGCCACUAGCCAAGAUCACCCCAGAAUAACCAAUGGUGGCAUAGGAAAGUCUAAUGCACUGACAAAGCUCAUCUUCCGUUUUGGUUUUACUACCAUGACACCAUCAUUUUUUAAUAUGCUGAGCAACUGGAAGCAACUUUGUUUAAGCUUUAGUCAUCAGUAUGUGUUAGCACAAAGAGCAUUUAUUAAUUCUCAUCACAAGUUCUCAACCCACAAUAUUGCAGAAAAAUUGGAUCGUUUACUUACCUUUAAAGAAAGAAGUUUUGAUUUCUUUCAGAAAAGUGAAAAAUAUAAAGAUAUGUGGGUUCCUUCCAACAAGAUGUUUAAUAUCCCUGGUGAUUGUGGAACAGAUGGUCAAGCCAACAAAACAAUGACUGAUCUGAUUAUAGACUUUUCUGUGCCUGAAACUGUGUCAAAUGAUUUGAAGAAUCCAUCAUGUUAUAGCUCGUUAAUAUCGGGACCAUCUCAAGAAAAGAGUGUUGCCCUCGUUCUGGAUCAUUGCACAGGGAAUGAGGCGCUGAUUAUGGCAAAUACGCUAUUUCGAAUUGUUGGAGAAAAUUUUAAGAAAGGGGCCUUUUACCGGUACCUGUUAUGCAAAGCAAAUCACUGGAUAAAGAAUUGCUCAUCUCAUCAAGAACUAGUCCUUUGGGCUUUCAUAUUUUCAUUGGAGAAGUCACAGCAGUCAAACGCUUGUUUUCGAUGCAUCUACGAACGUUUUAAAACGGAUGUUUCACUCUUCCAGUGCCUGAAUGCAUUUGAAAUGGGUAUCAUUUGCAAUGCUUGGUUUACAAGUAACAUUAUAGUUUCAGCAAAGCCAAUGCUUCGCGUUGUCGAGAACUUACUGCGAGAAGAAAUUUGCCUAUCACCAGGCGUCUUUAGCCAAGAGACGCUCUCGAUGCUUAAAGUGCUCCGGAAGGCAGGUUUCGGAACAGACCAUCUUUUUGAAUCUUUGAUGUCAUCAUUGUCGUCCCCAAAUGCUCGAAAUCUGAACCUAGCACAAGCAGCUCACGGUUUAGCACUUUUAGCUGACCGUCGCUGUCUGGUUGACGAAAGUAUUAUCCAGAACAUCACGCACCUCAUCAAAACCGCUGCUAAGAAACCAUUGCAGACGCCGUACAUGUUCAUGCACCCUUCUCGAGGAACGCGCAUUAAGGAUUUAACUCGCUUUUUGUGGACAGCCAGCUGCCUGAUUCCAACAAACGUAAUUUCUCAGGACAGAAUCGCGUCAGAAAUUAUCGACCAAGUGGACGCCGGUUGGAGAACAGGCAGUUUCCAACUAGACCAAGAUUGUCACUUACUUUCAGAUUUCUUCCUUUCACUAGCUUGCUGGAAAAUCUAUCCUCAACCUUUGAUUGACAAAAUCAUUGAUAGAAAUUUUAUCAAUGUCGUACUGAGACAGAGGCAGACGGUCCGGCAGUCACGCCUAGCUCUGUUCUUGGUGGCAGCACAGAUUGAAGCUCCACAUCUGCUGUUGGUGAAGGAAUUCUUACCAGAUAUUGCCUCUAAUUUACCUCCAUACAAGAUAGAAAAGGAGUUGGUAAAGCGUCCCCAACUUGCUCGUUUGGCCGGUGUGAUCGAUCGCUACCGAGAAGAAUUGGGAUGGGAAAACAUCCGUUGCUGUACAACAGUUCCACAUCUUAACUUGGCGGGUUUAACUUUCGAUUACGAAGGGAGGCAAGUUGCAGUUGAAGUGCUAGAUUCGUAUGUCUGCAUGCGUCACAGCAAUCGUCCGGAACGUUUACUGGCUCUCAAGAAUCGACUAUCACGAGAGCUUGGCUACAAAGUAAUUGAGUUGGAUGUUCAGCAGACAAACCGAAUGGAGCAAGAAGCUGAAGUGGAAGUUCACAGCUACAGCGACCAGCAAGUGACAAUGAUUAGAAAAUGCUUGGAAAAACUAUAUAUGUGACCUAGACAAAAUGCUAAUAUAUG
Daphnia carinata is the source of this 3587-nucleotide messenger RNA. RefSeq lists its product as uncharacterized. The record is from RefSeq and is a predicted model, not a curated record. The transcript has 8 exons. NCBI's taxonomy places the organism in Eukaryota, Metazoa, Arthropoda, Branchiopoda, Diplostraca, Daphniidae. Bases 1753 to 3564 code for a protein of 603 amino acids.